Messenger RNA from Corylus avellana, 2843 nucleotides. RefSeq names its product DDT domain-containing protein. The record is from RefSeq and is a predicted model, not a curated record. NCBI's taxonomy places the organism in Eukaryota, Viridiplantae, Streptophyta, Magnoliopsida, Fagales, Betulaceae.
AAGCGUGAGAAACUUCUCCUCGCUCUCUUUCUCUCUCUAAACUCGAAAAUAUUAUACACAAUCAAAAGAACCGCUGUCUCCACCUCUCGCCAAAAACACAAGCAUUUUGGUUUUCCCACGUUCAGCACGGCGCCCUCACUGGACAGGGAGAGAACAAAUUACCCAACUAUACAUGCAUCCAAUGGGUCUUAAACCUGCUUUUACCCUUCACCCUACUCUUAUGGGGGAAGUGAAUACCAUACAUUUAGGGUCCUCGUGUGGGUUAUUCUUACUGGUGGUGGACAUAAUUAUCACAAUGCCUCUAUUGAAAAGAAAGCCUUUUUCCUUGGCCGAGCCACCUAAGGAUUUGGAGCCUCAUGAGCUUGUUUACCAAGUUCGUUUCACGAAAGAGAUAUUUCGGGAUUAUCUGGAAUAUUUGAACCGUAUAAAUCUGUAUCGCCGGAGAGUUUGGGCUUGCAAAGUCACUGGGAAAGCUAGUUUGACUUAUGAGGAGGCUUUGGUGUCAGAAAAGCGGGCAGCAGAGAAGGUUCAGCAGUUUCCCAAAGAGCUUAUGGCACCUGCACUACAUGUCAUCCAAUACAGUAUGCUUUCACUGAAAGAUCUUGCUGAUACAAUAGCUGAAAAGUUGCAGAAACGCUUGUUUGUAGGCGCUGAAUUGUAUGGAAGGAAGGAAAAUGGUGUAUUUCCAUGCAAAAUAUCAAAAAUUCUCGAGGAAGCUCCUGACAAAAUCCAAUAUGAAGUGGCGUGGCUUGAUAAAAAUAAGAAAGAAACGGAAAAGUCAUUACUAAAUAGAGAAGAUUUAAUACACAAGAAGGUUCCCUUUAGUCGAAAUGUUUUGAAGUCUUUUAUUCGGGAAUCGACAUACCGAAGUGCUCCUUGGGUCCUUAAUGAUAAACUGGCACGAAAUCACGGAAUUUCAACUGAUGUUCCAGAGGAGUUAAAGAGGAAAGUCUUCAAGGAUGGACUAGUAGUCUGCAAUAAAAAGCGAAGGAAAAAUGAGGAAGAUAGAAAAAAUGACAUGGAAGUAAAAGAAGAAUCUGGAAAAAUUAAAAGGAAGAAAAUAAAGGAAGAUGAUCAACCAAUGGAAGAACCUACCAAAUAUCCAAUUGAUGACCUGUUGGUGCAGCCUGGUCCAGAUGAUCCUGUUUUCACCAACCGCCCUUCUCCGUCAAGGGACUUCAAUAUUCCAAUGGAUUGUCUUGGGGAGCUUAUAAUGGUUUGGGAUUUUUGUUCAUCAUUUGGUAGGCUGUUGCACUUGUGGCCAUUCUCUCUUGAAGAUUUUGAAAAUGCUAUCUGCCACAAGGAUAGCAGUCUGAUUCUCCUUGUGGAAUCUCAUUCAGCUCUUCUCCGAUUGCUCAUAAAAGACAAUGGUGAAUAUUCAUCGUCUGUACAGAAAAGAAAUCGAAAAUUAAAGAUUACACUGAUCAAAUGGAUGGAGUAUUUGUGUGAUUUUCUGGAAAUGAUCAAAGUUCCUGAAUUAUGCACUUAUACAGCAACUAUUAAGCGGGGACAUUAUGGCCUUCUAGAUGCUCAUGCUAAAUUGGGAAUCUUAAGAGAAUUGGUUAACCAAGCACUUCAAACAGAUAUUUUUAGGGAGAAAUUGGAUGCGUUUAUUGAACAGCGGCAGGAACUUGGGGCCACAAGAAGGGGGGAGGCAUUAGAAGAAGGUAGAAAGAAAAGGGAGGACAAGGAACAGUUGAAGGUUGAGUCUGAUGCCAAUGGGGUAAUGGAUCAAAAAAGGGAGGACAAGGAACAGUUGAAGGUUGAGUCUGAUGCCAAUGGGGUAAUGGAUCAAAAAAAUUUGGAGAGAAUAGAAAGUGUAGCAGCUAAUGAUGACCACAGUAAACAAAACGGUCACAUAGAAAAGAAAAGAAAUGGGAAGGUCCUUUCAUCUCUGCAGAACAAUGCAUCAGAGAAUUGCAAGAGCAAGUUUCCAGAUACCACAUGGAAGAAAAAGACCAAGAAGCAGAAGCAGAAUUUAGAUGUGGAGGUCCCAGCAGAUAAUGGCAAAGAUUCAUCUAGGAAGGACGGGUUGAAACAAUUGAAGGAUGAUAAAAAGGAUGCAACUGAGAAAAAGAGUAAAGAACAGAGGAGAGAAUAUUAUGAGCGGGAGCUGGAGAAACGAGUGAUACACACCAACCCCUUGGGCAGAGACAGAUUCUAUAACAGGUAUUGGUGGUUUCGUCGUGAUGGGAGGAUAUUUGUUGAGAGUUCUGACUCCAAGGAGUGGGGAUACUACAGUAGCAAGGAAGAGCUUGAUGCAUUGAUGGGUUCACUGAACGUCAAGGGUGAGAGAGAGAGGGCACUUAAAAAACAGCUGGAAAAAUUCUAUAGCAGAAUAUGCACUGAACUCCAAAAGAGAUCAAAGGACUUGUCUCACAAGAUUGCACUGGAGGAGGCUGUGCUUCGAAGAUCUACUCGCGUACGGGCGCCACCUAGGGAAAAUCCUGCAAAUGCUUUCCUUAGGUAUGUCAACAAGUGGAAGGAAGACUAACUGGGCUUUGAGUUUGGUCUUGGAAAUCAUAGUUGCAUUUAAUUUAGGAUAAUCAUUACUACUCAGUGUAGGAUGAAUGAGGAUAGAAAUUUUUCUAUGACUCAGAGGUACUUGCCCAUUAUUUUCUUUGGCGGGAAUUUGUUAGCAGGGGGGGGCCAGUGAUGGAGUAGUGGCGUAGGGACAUGGAAAGGAAAGGGGGAUGGUGAAGUUUUUCUUAACCCAUUCCUCUGAUGGACAAGCAUGUAAUUAUAUGCUUGACCCGUAAAUUUUGUAAAUGUCCUCUUUGGCUUUUGUUAUAUGAUGGCGAAUGAUUACGACAUUUCUUAAGGAUGUUGUUUUAACAAACACU